Quercus robur (English oak) is the source of this 4467-nucleotide messenger RNA. RefSeq lists its product as uncharacterized. The record is from RefSeq and is a predicted model, not a curated record. NCBI's taxonomy places the organism in Eukaryota, Viridiplantae, Streptophyta, Magnoliopsida, Fagales, Fagaceae. Gene Ontology annotation, molecular function: nucleic acid binding; RNA-DNA hybrid ribonuclease activity. Bases 1 to 4467 code for a protein of 1488 amino acids. The transcript has a single exon.
AUGCCGUUAAUUUCAUGGGAGGAGUCUGAAGCCUUGAGCAAGCAGAGAAGGCCAUCCGGAUGGUUGAUUCAGGAAAGGAAAUUAGUGGACCAAAGGGGUAUGGCUACGGCAUUAAUGGGGAAUCAUCCAAUGUUGAAAUUAAUUCAGAAUCUCAUCCCGGUGGAGGAGUGCGAUGUGUUGAUAAGUUGCAAGGAAGAAGUUAUGGGAAUAUUGAAGCACAUGUUGAUAUGGAAACCGGAGUGGAAGCACUCGAAGGAAUUGUUGAGGAGGCUGGGAUGGAGUAUGGUGGAAGCUGCAAUUAUGAAUCCUAGUCGUGUCGAGAUUCCGAUGGGUCAGUUUGUGAAGAUGAACAUUCUAAUGUGGAAUUGCAGAGGUGCAUUGAAUCCGGAUUUUAAGAGGAGGGUGUUUGAAAUGGCUAUGAACCAUAGGCCGUCGAUAAUGGUCAUAAUAGAGACUAGAGUGGGGGGUAGCAGAGCUGAGAAGAUAAUUGAAGCGCUUCCAUUUGACGGCUUUAUCACCACGGAAACUAUUGGGUACACGGGUGGAUUAUGGAUUUUGUGGAGUAGAGAAGAUGCUGAAGUUAAUCUGUUAUCUGCUACAGAACAGGAAAUACAUGCAAUGGUAAAGGUAUGUGCAUCAAACCUUUCUUGGUUAUUUACAGCAAUAUAUGCUAGUCCUCAUUUAGCUGAGAGGAGAAUCCUGUGGUCUAAUAUAGAUAAGGUUGGGCAAUUACAUAAUCUUCCUUGGUUAAUGAUUGGGGAUUUUAAUGAAAUUCUAGGUGGGGAGGAUAAAUUUGGGGGGAAUCAAAUUAAUGUAAACAGGGCCCUCGAAUUUAAAGAAUGUCUGGAUUCGUGUAAUUUUGUAGACCUUGGGUUUGCUGGACCUAAAUUUACUUGGACUAAUAAAAGGCAAAUUUCAGACUUGAUUUUGGAAAGACUAGAUAGAUGCUUUGCCAAUCCAAUUUGGAGAAUUUUGUACCCUGAGGCGGUGGUAACCCAUCUUCCUAGAACCUUCUCAAAUCAUCAUCCUGUCUUGAUAGAAUUAUGGAAACCUAAUACUAAUGGUUUGGAGCGGCCUUUCCGUUUCCAGACUAUGUGGUUACUUCAUCCGAAUUUCUAUAGGAUCGUUAGAGAAGCUUGGCCGGAAGGUGCUAAUUUAGAAGUGGCCACUACUGAUUUUAUUAGGAAGGCGAAGAAAUGGAAUUUUGAGGUUUUUGGUAAUAUUUUUGCGAAGAAAAAAAGGGUGCUAGCCAGGUUGAAUGGUACACAAAAGGCUUUGGCUAAUAAUCCUACUAAAUCUCUUAUGAGGCUAGAAGACCAACUUAUUGAAGAGUACUCCUCGAUUUUGCUUCAAGAAGAGGAGUUUUGGGCCCUUAAGUCUUGGAUUAAUGCUGCUGCAUUUGGAGACCGGAACACAUCUUAUUUUCAUAUGAAUACGGUAGUGAGGAGGCAUAGGAAUAAAAUAAGGUGUUUGAAGGAUGGUAUGGGCGAAUGGAUAGUUGAGGAAGAGGCAGUGAAGGAACAUAUUUUAAAGGGGUUUAUGAAGCUUUAUGCUACGGGUUUGGAGAUGUCCUACAGAAACUCUGCUGUUUCUGAAUCCUCCAGUAGUUUUCUCUCUAAACCAGAUAGGAGUUGGAUGGGAAGGGAAGUGGUGGAUGAAGAUGUGAGGAGUGGUUUGUGGGCUUUGAAGCCGUUUAAAGCACCAGGGCCGGAUGGGAUCCAUGCUGGCUUCUAUCAGCAUUUUUGGCAUGAGGUGGGGAAUUCAGUUUGUGAGGUGAAAAAGAUUUUCAGGGAUGGUAAAGUUCCAGACCAGCUUAAUGAGACACUUGUGACUUUAAUUCCGAAAUAUAAAAGCCCUGAGUCCCUGAAUAAUUAUAGACCGAUUAGCCUUUGCAACUCGGUUUAUAAAAUUGUUUCUAAGAUCCUAGCGGAGAGGAUCAAACCGUAUCUAAAUAAGCUUGUAUCCCCUAUCCAAACGGCAUUUGUGCAGGGAAGGAAAGGAUUAGAUAACAUUUUAGUUGCUCAAGAGCUAUUCUAUGCUUUGGAUAAUAAAAAAGGCAAGGAGGGGUAUAUGGCCAUUAAAGUUGAUUUGGAGAAAGCGUAUGAUAGAAUGGAGUGGUAUUUUAUACACAAAGCUCUACAUGCUUUCCACUUCCCUCAAAAUCUGAUUAAGGUGAUAAUGAGUUGUGUCACCUCCACUAAGGUGUCUAUUUUGUUUAAUGGAGGGAAGUUGGAAGCCUUUAAUCCUUCAAGAGGGCUUCGACAAGGAGAUCCUUUAUCGCCGUAUCUCUUUAUUUUUUGCAUGGAGUACUUAGGCCAUUUAAUUGAGAAGAAAUGUAUGGAGGGAGUGUGGAAGCCGUUGAAAGCCUCGAGAGAAAAUAUUGGUAUCUCCCACCUCUUUUUUACGGAUGAUUUACUUCUAUUUGCUAAAAUAGAUGAGGAUGCUUGUGAAGCUAUAUCGGAAGUAUUGGAUGAAUUUUGUGAGGAGUCGGGUCAAAAAGUGAGUAUGGAGAAGUCAAGAAUCUAUUUUUUCCCUAAUGUGCAAGCUGAAAUUAAGAGCGGAGUCUGCUCAAGGUUGGGUAUUCAAGCCACGGUGAAUAUUGGGAAUUAUCUUGGAUUCCCAAUCAAACAUAAAGGGGUUCCAAGAAAUAGAAUGAACUUUAUAGUUGAGAGAGUUAUGAGCAAGCUGGUUGGUUGGAAGACUAGAUUCCUUUCUUUUGCAGGCAGAUCGGUUUUAGUGAAAUCAGCCAUGUCUACUAUUCCGAAUUAUGUUAUGCAGGCCGCUGCCCUUCCUGCUCACCUUUGUGACGAAUUGGAUAAAAUUAAUAGGGACUUCUUGUGGGGUUCAACUAAUGAAAAGAGAAGACUUCAUUUGGUAGGGUGGAGUAAGAUUAUUAGGCCAAAGGAAGAGGGAGGACUUGGAAUUCAAGCUGCGAAAUUCAAGAACUUGGCAUUAUUAGCAAAGCUAAAUUGGAGGCUGAAUCAGGAAAAAGAAAGUCUAUGGGCAAAGGUUAUUUUGAAGAAGUAUUGUUCAACAGAUAGAAGGAGAGCUAGAGACCCGGAUAAGUUGCCAUGUUCUCCAAAUUUAAGAGCCAUUAAAGCUGGGUUUCAGACCUUCGCUGAGGGUAUUUGUUGGGGGGUGGGGAAUGGAGAAAGAAUUAAGAUUUGGGCGGAUAGUUGGAUAAGGGGAUGCUCAUUGAGAGAACUGAUUGAAGGCCCUUUGACUCCAAGGGAGAUGGAUAUAAAGUUGUCUGAGUUUUUUCUGGAUUCGGAGCAGGGGUGGAAGUGGGAUGCUAUAUCCUUUGAGUUGUUGGUUUGUAUUAAAGAAAGGAUUAAAGCUAUUCCAAGGCAACUGGUUGGAAGAGGAGAAGAUGUGAUUAUGUGGAAGCAUACUAAGGAUGGAGAGUUUUCUACUAAUUCUGCCUAUGCUUGGCUGAAUGGUUCACAACAAGAGGAGACUAAUUUCCAAGGGAAGUGGAUAUGGAAGAUAGAUAUGUUGCCAAGGAUUAUUAAUUUUCUUUGGCUGUGUAUGCAUGAAAGUCUGCCUGUUAGAUCGGUUUUGGCUAUGAGGGGAAUAACAAGGGAGAGUUGCUGCCCUUUAUGUAAAAAUUUUCCAGAAACUAUUAGUCAUUUAUUGAAAGAGUGUGUGGUGGCAAAAGAUUUCUGGUUUAAACUUAGAGUCCCCCAUGAUAUGGUUAGUUCUUUUUCUAAUUUGGACUUGCUUGAAUGGCUAAAAGUUAAUUGCCAAAGUAAGAUAUUACAUUACUCUUCUGUGCCGUGGUCUUAUGUUUUUUCCUUGGCUAUUUGGAAUUUGUGGAAACAUAGAAAUGGUAUGGUGUUUAAUAAUAGCAUUGUCAAUGGAAACUUACAUAGUGUUAGUAAAAAUCAAGCCUUGGAAUAUUACUACUGUGUGGGUAAGGCUAGGCGUCAGAAGAAUAUGGUGAUUUGUAAUGUCAGGUGGGAAAAACCUCCCUUAGGAUGGUGUAAAUUAAAUAUUGAUGGGGCUGCCUUUGGCAAUCCGAGAAGGGCAAGAGGAGGGGGAGUGAUUAGAGAUAGUGAGGGUAGAUGGUUGAGAGGCUUUGCUCGGUCUAUUGGCUUCACAGCCAGCAUUACAGCAGAAUUUUGGGCUCUAAGGGAUGGUUUAUUGCUGGCUGUCCAGAUGGGAGUGCAGAACCUUGUGAUUGAAUUAGAUGCCAAGGUGGUAGUUGAGCUGGUGCAGUCUUACUCUCCCUCUAAUGCAUUUUACUCUUCCUUGCUGGCUGACUGUAGGUCGCUUCUGGGCAAGUUUCAGCACUACAGGGUGCAGCAUGCAUUCAGGGAAACGAAUAGAGUUGCAGAUGCUAUGGCUAAGUUAGGAGGAGUGAUGCAAGAUCAUUUUGUAGUUUGGGAUAUUCCCCCAUUUGAUGUAAUAGCAAAUUUUGUGUAUUUUGAUACUAAUGGGGAAAGUGUAUGUAGGCUUGUUGCCUAA